AUGGCUGAUUUGUGGAAGCUGCUUUCUCCCGUCGCUGAAAGGGAGACACUCACCAAAUUCGCACUCGAGGAAUUCAAGGGUCAUGUGCAAGACAAAGAUGGGUUGUCGAUAAUGGUCAUCGGAGUUGAUGCAGGUUCCUGGCUUCACACAGUCUGCACCCCUCAAUAUCUUCCAUUCAUGCAGUCCAGCGAGAACCCUGAGCUGCGCCGCACAUUGAUGUAUGCACUUGUUGCCCUGGCCAGUGCUCCUUUGCAUGCCCACUUUGUGUUCGGCGGAGCAGACCGUCCUCCAAUUUGGACGGCACCACCCUGGAUUGUAGGAUGUCUGCAAGAGCUGCUGCAGAUCUUCGGGUUUACUUGGUCAAUGGCCGACAACGAGGCUGAACGGGAGCUUGCUUCCUUAUCCAAAGCUAACAAAAUCUGUGCUGUACUGACUGAAGACAGCAAAACAUUUACGUUUGGUGCCAAGCGAGUCAUUCGACCUGCUGUCAAGAGUGGUAGUGAAAUCAGAGUCGACGUGUACCUGAACCCCACUACCCCUUCAUCUGAUGGUGACGAGCCUUGCGGCCCUUGUUUUACAUCAACCCAGCCGAACCUCGUACAUCUCGCUAGCUUUUGUAAGUCACGCCUAGGCUGGGAGUCCGAAAAAAUACAUGGCUACCUCCGGCGCAGGGUGUGGCAGGUGAUAUUCUUGCGUGCUUUUUGUCAGUUCCCUGCAAACGGACUUUGUGGGCCACCACCAAAGCCGUCUUUCUGCAUCAACCGGCAACUUGAGAUUGAUGGUGGUGUGUCGGCCUACAAUCUCACCAUCUUUGCCCCAUCUUUCGUCACGGCCAUCAACCAAGGCCUUCAAGCAGGAUGCAGCGACAUUUGUGGAUUCUCGAGUGUGCAUGAUGCUAGUCAGGCACCUGACCAUGCGGCCUGGUUUCAAGCCGAUGGAGGGUUCAAUGUUCCUACCAGGGUGUUAAAACGAACUGCGCCUGAACAGGUUCUUGACUUCUUGGACCAUGAAACACCUCCGUCACAUGUUCAGUCUCAAUCACGGUCCAUAUCUCCGACUGACUGGCAUCCUCGCCUGUCUGCGCAGUAUGCUCAGGUGUCUGAAUUAUUGUGGCCAAAGGAUGCAGCCAGUGCAGAAGGGAGCCGCACGAGCCACAUGAACUUGUAG
Molecule: messenger RNA, 1167 nt
Organism: Suillus fuscotomentosus
Lineage: Eukaryota; Fungi; Basidiomycota; Agaricomycetes; Boletales; Suillaceae
Product: PIN domain-like protein
Exons: 7
Coding region: 1-1167 (388 amino acids)
Molecular function (GO): nuclease activity
Source: RefSeq, a predicted model, not a curated record